Molecule: messenger RNA, 624 nt
Organism: Papaver somniferum (opium poppy)
Lineage: Eukaryota; Viridiplantae; Streptophyta; Magnoliopsida; Ranunculales; Papaveraceae
Exons: 3
Coding region: 1-624 (207 amino acids)
Source: RefSeq, a predicted model, not a curated record
AUGACAGAUACUGGUGCUGAUUGUUGUAGAAUUUGGGAAAUGGUUGUUUGUGGCGUUAAAGGACAUGUGGGUUAUAGUUGGAGUUCGUCGCCGUUGGACAGUGAAUUAGCAGAUCUUUUGGAUGUCAACUAUUCAGACAACCCUUUUACUUGGUCCAAUAAACGUCAAGGGAAUGAGUUAAUUUUAAAAAGGAUAGACCGGACAUUUUCCAAUGAUAAUUGGUUUCACUUUUUUCCUAACUCUAUUGUCUAUCAUCUAUUUCCAUUUGGAAGUGAUCAUGUGCCCAUUAUGCUUUCUAGUACUGAAGAUGUAGGAGUAGCUAAGAAGCCUUUUAGGUUCAAUAAAUGCAUGCUUAGGGAUGAUUCUUGUAAGCAGGUUAUUUCUAGUCACUGGAUCCAUGACACCCAAGGUUCAUAUGCCUUUAAACACUCUAAAUCUCUGUCUUUUGUAAAAAUUGAUCUUAGAGAAUGGUCUUACAGAGAGAUGAGGGAUUUUAAUAUGCAUAUUAAAGAUGAAAUAGAAAGGGUUAAUAACCUUCCUCAUUCUAUAAAAAAAGAUGUUGAGUUGUUAUUGGAUUUGAAUGCUAAAUUGAAAUACUGGAAUGAAGUUCAGCAUGACUAUUAA